AUGAGUGAACAAAAGAUGAGAGACAUGCAGGCUAGGGGAGGAAUGCCUCAGUUCAUGCCUCCACAAUUCGGUAUGCACCCUGGACUCAUGCCACCACCUAAUAUGAUGCCUCCACCAGGUCAGUUUGAUCAUCCUGCACCAACAACAUCAUCAUCAGCAGAUGCCACCAAAUGGCCCACCACCUCAUUGGGAAGGAGGCCCUCCUCAUGGCAUGUCCCAUCAUGGUAUGCCACCCCAGCAUGGUAUGCCUCCACCUCAUCAUGGCAUGCCUCCUCAGCAUGGAAUGCCGCCUCAGCAUGGAAUGCCUCCUCCACAUCAUCACGGAAUGCAACCAAACAACAUCCAAUCCUAAGCAAGCACAGGUGUCCAUUAAGUUUGGACAUAUACAUAUCAAUAAUCGAUCGAAUGAAUGAGUCAGGUGAGCGAGGGAUCGAGUGA
Molecule: messenger RNA, 438 nt
Organism: Acytostelium subglobosum LB1
Lineage: Eukaryota; Evosea; Eumycetozoa; Acytosteliales; Acytosteliaceae
Exons: 3
Coding region: 1-438 (145 amino acids)
Source: RefSeq, a predicted model, not a curated record